Messenger RNA from Ochotona curzoniae (black-lipped pika), 1871 nucleotides. Its product is annotated as cytochrome P450 2B4-like. The transcript has 9 exons. Gene Ontology annotation, biological process: xenobiotic metabolic process. Bases 20 to 1585 code for a protein of 521 amino acids. Gene Ontology annotation, cellular component: intracellular membrane-bounded organelle; cytoplasm. Gene Ontology annotation, molecular function: iron ion binding; heme binding; oxidoreductase activity, acting on paired donors, with incorporation or reduction of molecular oxygen, reduced flavin or flavoprotein as one donor, and incorporation of one atom of oxygen. The record is from RefSeq and is a predicted model, not a curated record. NCBI's taxonomy places the organism in Eukaryota, Metazoa, Chordata, Mammalia, Lagomorpha, Ochotonidae.
GGCCAGAAGAAGGGACGCCAUGGUGCUGUCAGCCUUCUGGCUCCUCACCGUCCUGGCCUCGGGCCUGCUGAUCCUCUGGGUCCGCGGCCAUCGGGGCCGCCAGGGCCGCCUCCCUCCCGGUCCCUGGCCAUUGCCCCUCCUGGGAAGUCUGUGGCAGAUCGACCGCCAGGGUUUCCUCGUAUCUUUCCAGCGGUUGCGUGAGAAAUAUGGGGACGUCUUCACUGUGUAUCUGGGGCCCCGGCCUGUGGUUGUGCUGUGCGGGUACGAGGCCAUACGGGAGGCCCUAGUGGAGCAGGCUGAGGCAUUCUCUGGCCGGGGCACCAUCGCCAUCACGGAUGCCAUCUUCCAGGGGACUGGCGUGGCGUUCGCCAACGGAAAGCCUUGGAAAGCCCUUCGGCGAUUCUGUCUGUCCACCAUGAAGGACCUGGGGGUGGGGAGGCGCAGCAUCGAGCAGCGCAUCAAGGAGGAGGCGCAGUGCCUGGUGGAGGAACUGCAGAACUCACAGGGGGUUUACCUGGAUCCCACCUCCCUUUUCCACGCCAUCACGGCCAAUGUCAUCUGCUCCGUUGUUUUUGGCGAGCGCUUCGACUAUCGGGACCCAAUGUUCCAGAAGCUCCUGCACUUACUGAGUGAGACCUUUAUCCUCCUCAGCUCCUUCUACAGCCAGGUGUUUGAACUCCUGUCUGGCAUCUUGAGACACUUGCCAGGUCCUCACAUCCGCAUGAACAACGUCAUUCAAGAACUCAAGGAUUUUAUCAUCCAAAACAUCGAGAAACACCGGGAGACCCUGGAGCCCAGCAUGCCCCGGGACUUGAUUGAUUCCUUCCUGCUCCGUAUGGACAAGGAGCGCUCGCUGGCGGAGAGCGAGUUCCACCACACGAACCUGGUGCAUACCGUGCUCUCGCUGUUCUUCGCGGGCACCGAGACCACCAGCACCACGCUGCGCUAUGGCCUCCUGCUGCUGCUUAAGAACACGGAGACCGCAGAGAAAGUCCAAGCGGAGAUCGACAGGGUGAUCGGCCCCCACCGCCUCCCAGCCCUGGAGGACCGGACCAAGAUGCCGUACACAGACGCUGUCAUCUGCGAGAUCCAGAGAUUCAGCGACCUGACACCCAUAGGAAUCCCCCAUUGCCUCAUGAAGGACACCCACUUCCGGGGAUACCAUCUCCUGAAGGGCACCACUGUGUACCCUGUCAUGAGCUCUGCCCUCCAUGACCCACACUACUUUGAGAGGCCAGAUGCCUUCUACCCCGGUCACUUCCUGGAUGCAGAGGGCAACUUCAGAAAGCAGGAAGCCUUCAUCCCGUUCUCCAUGGGGAAACGCAUCUGUCUGGGUGAGAGCCUGGCCCGCUCCGAGCUCUUCCUCUUUUUCACCACCAUGUUGCAGAAUUUCUCCUUGGGCUGCCCCAAAGCCCCGGAAGAGAUUGACCUCACGCCGCAGGUGAACGGGCUAGGGAAGCUGCCCCCCGUGUUCCAGGUCUGCUUCCUGCCCCGCAGGAGAGGGGACAAAGGGAUGCAGGCCCCCCCACAGGCCUUCCCUUCAGCCCCUGCCCCUGUGCAGAGCACAUCCCUACAGGCCUCCUGAGCCCCCGUGGACAGUCCUUCUGGCAGCCUUACUCCCAUUCUGCCUGCUGCAGUCUUCAUCCCCUAUGUAAUUUUCACAGAUCACUAAGGAUAAAACCUUAGAGUUUCAGGGUCCAGAAAUACCUCAAUAACUUAGACUUAUCACCACAGUGAGAGAAACUGAGGCCCCAAUAUGGGGCAUGGGACAGCUGAGGCAGAAUCAACCCCAUCCAUGUGUGGAUCUGAGCUUCCCACCACCCCCACUUCCCUUCCCUCCAUGAAGACUAUCGUCAGCCUCUGUACUGUGG